This is a messenger RNA of Arachis duranensis, 860 nucleotides long. Its product is annotated as 60S ribosomal protein L17-2. The coding region runs from base 93 to 638 and encodes 181 amino acids. Gene Ontology annotation, molecular function: structural constituent of ribosome. The record is from RefSeq and is a predicted model, not a curated record. Lineage: Eukaryota; Viridiplantae; Streptophyta; Magnoliopsida; Fabales; Fabaceae. Gene Ontology annotation, cellular component: ribosome; cytosolic large ribosomal subunit. The transcript is spliced from 7 exons. Gene Ontology annotation, biological process: cytoplasmic translation.
CAAUAUAUAAUGAAAGAAAAACCCUAAUUAGAAGAAUCCAUCUGUCCUUUGUUAGCCCCGCGAAGAAGAAGAAAAAACAAGCUGCAGUCGCCAUGGUGAAGUACUCCAGAGAACCCGAAAAUCCUACUAAGUCUUGCAAGGCUAGAGGCUCUGAUUUGAGGGUUCAUUUCAAGAAUACUAGGGAGACUGCCUUUGCUAUCAGGAAGUUGCCGCUUGUUAAGGCAAAGAGGUAUCUGGAGGACGUUUUGGCCCACAAACAGGCCAUUCCAUUCCGACGCUUCUGUGGUGGUGUUGGGAGGACUGCCCAGGCGAAGAACAGACAUUCCAAUGGACAAGGACGCUGGCCUGUAAAAUCAGCUAAAUUCAUUCUUGAUUUGCUCAAGAAUGCUGAGAGCAAUGCUGAGGUGAAAGGUUUGGAUGUGGAUGCUCUUUACAUUUCCCACAUCCAAGUCAACCAAGCACAGAAACAAAGACGCCGCACCUACCGUGCUCACGGAAGAAUCAAUCCCUACAUGUCAUCUCCCUGCCACAUAGAGUUGAUCUUAUCCGAGAAGGAAGAGCCUGUUAAGAAAGAGCCGGAGUCCCAGUUGGCAACAAGCAAGAAGUCUCAAGGUCUUCGCAGUGGCGCUUCAUCCUAAAUUGCUGUCGAGGCAGAUGAUUGAGUUACUAAAUUCCUAGGGUGUUAGUUUUGUUACUCUGUUUGCCACCCUAUAUUUGUCAUGGAUCGUUUUUUUUAGAAUGAACAUCAAUUUUGUUUCACAUAUAUUCUGCCAAGUUAAUUUGAGAUUAUGGGAAAUUUGUUAUGGAAAUCUACUGAUUAUUAAGUUUUAGUUAAACGAGAGUGAGUUACCUUGUGUUAA